UACGCAUAAUGUAUUAUUGUGCUCGUUUCGCCUUCGGCCACAUUUGGCAACAUAAAGAUUAGAUAAAUAUCAGCACGUAGAAAUUCGGCUAAAAUAAAUCAAAGUCAUAUAUCCAAUUAGAAAGCCUAUGGAAAUAUAACAAGAGGGCAAUACGGUCUUUUGCAUUUUAAUAAGUCUUACAACCUCGCUUUAAUCAUAAAUGUAUGAAUAUAAUAUUUAGAAUUUGCUUACGAACUAUACAUAUAUAUAUAUAUAUAUAUAAUGCACAGUAUCUAAAUAUUGUCGGAUAGCGUAUACCAUAUACGGCAAAACAUGAUAACGAAAUAAAACGGACACGACUCUCCGAUUAACCAGGCGUGGGAAUGUAAACAGCAUCCUGUGAAAUCCACGGAGUUAUCGAUAGACUAGGGGGGAAGUAGAAGAGCAGGAGGCCCUAUAAAACCAGACCCGAAACGGCCUGUAGAUUAGACGUGUAGCACCAUAGUACAGGCGAGCACCUUCACGCACGGCAACAUAAUAAAUUCUCAAAUUGUACUUAGAACAAUUUUCAAUAAAAAACCUAAAUAACUUACAUCAGUCUUAUUAUUCAACUCUACCUGAAGAACUCCUCAUCCAUCAGUCUUGCUACCUGCAACUUUAUGAGCUAGGCAGUUAACUCAACUCCUAGACCAUAACACUGGCGCAGUCGAGUACGGAACUUCCAAGGAAUUGAGGCGAGUCGAGCAGUCAAAGCAGCAGAAAUCAGCGGAGGAAGUGCAGCAGCGACGCAGAGCUCGAUUCAAAUCAACGACACGGAGGCAACUUUUCAAGUCACAGUCGAGGACCGAUCACCCUUGACGACUCCGGGAAGCGACGAACAAUUCAAGACAGGCAAGCAGACAAAAUAAGGAAAAAAUAUGAACAGAGCAGUAGGUGCAGGAGUAAUGUGAGUUAAUAAUAAUUAUAAAAAUAAUUAGAAUUGUAGCUUGGGUACACGUCUCACGUUGGUUUUUUUUUAAGAAGCCAGCGGUAAAAAUUUUUUAGUUUAGAUAUUGGUGAAGGUGCGUAUAAUAAGAAAUCUUAUUAUAUAUUAAAGGAAAAAAAAAAAUAUAAGCUGUUGAAAAAGAAAUAUAUAUAAUUGUGGUAAAAUAGACAGCGGUAGACUGAUCUGUGUUGAAAUAAAUGGUUGAAUUAAAUAGGAAUCAACAAAUGAAAUAGUAAGGGAAUACUAUAGUUAAUUGAAAAAGUAAUAGAGGAAAUAUAGAAUUUGAUAGAAAAAAAUAUUGGGAAAAAUAUAUAUAUGAAUGCACGCGUAGCAAUUGAAUAAAUGAUAAAAGUUGAUGAAUAAUUAGAGAAAAAAAAAAAGGGAUUAUUGAAAUAAAAUUUUGAAGUGAAUUAAUUGAUAGUCAAUUGUUGAAUAAAUGAAGAUUUUUGAGAAAUAUAGGUACCUAUGGAAUAAUUAAAUGAUGUUUUGUGAAUAAUAUAGAAGAAUACUGAAGUUGAAAUAUUGAAAUAUAAAGAGUAUAUAAAGAGUUUUUGUUUUUGAAGUAUAAAGAAAUUUUUUUUGAAUAACUGAAAUAAAGUUAAUUUUGUGUCUAAAAGACAAGUGUAUUGAAUUGAAGUAUUAAUGUUGAAAAAUUAUAGACAAAGAGAAUUAGAUUGAAAGAAAUCAAUUGGGAAAAAUAUUACAAGUGGAAGUAAUAGGAAGGCUAGCAUAGAAUAAGUGUAGUAAUAGAAUAUAAUAGUAAUAUUCGAUAGUUAAAUUGGUAAAAAAAUAAUAGAGUAAUUAGAUUUUAAUUGUAAGAAUUAAUAAGAAAUUAGGUAGUGGAUAUAAAAUAUUUAUUAAAUUGGAGUAGCUAACCAAUGUUAAUGGUAUUUUAAUAUCCAAAGCUUGUUAUAUAUCGUAGGGAGAGCGAUAGAAAUUACGCAACGACAGAGUUACGUAAAAAUACGAGUGUUUUGUGUGUGUGAGUGUGUGUAUACACUACACAAUACGACGCGGUGUACGUAAAUACAAGCGUACGGGUAUGAAAUAUAGAAUAAAUAAUGAGAAUAAAUGUCGAGUUAAAUAAAUUAAAUAUUCUUAAAUGAUAUUAGUGAAUAUUGAAUAUAUAUGAAUAAAGAAUCAGGAAAUUCAGAUAUUGAGAGUAGUUCUUCGGAUGAAUCGAUAGAACAAGUUAAAAAUAAAAAAUUAGGAAAAGAAGUAGUAAGGAAAAAUAGGAUAAUAAAAGAGGAAUUUUUAAUAGACACUACAGAAAUAAUAGAAGGAAUAGACAACGUUACUAGAAAAAAUUAUUUUAGGACUUUAAGUCAAACAGAAGAGUUAGGUAAAGUAUUUACCCCUCAGAAAAGUGUAAAACAAAAAUUGUCGGGUAGAUCAGGUUCUAGAUCUGAUCCCGGUGUAAAACACGUUCAAUUACAGCAAAUAACUAGGAAAAAAGUAGCGAACGUAAAACAUAAGAUGGAUUUAGAUAAAGCAGUUUCUAUGAUUCCGAUUUGCACGGGUAAAAAGGACGUAGCAGAAUUUAUAAAUACAUGUGAGAUAGCACUCAACGAUAUUGCAGAGAUAGAUAAACAACUAUUGUUAAAAAUUAUAACUUCUAAGUUAGCGGGAAAUGCUUUAGAGGUAACCAAGUAUCGUACGUUAGAUUCUUGGGAAGCAAUAAAAUCAAUUUUACAAGGGGCAUUUGAGCAUAAAAUUUCGGAAAGGGCUUUAUCAAUAGGUUUAAAUACGGCACGUAUGGCAGAAGGUGAAAGUGUAGCGAAAUUCGCGAAUAGAAUCGAAGAAUUAUAUUACAAAUUAUGUGCAGCUAGUACCGUAGGGUUGAACAAAGCUGAGGAAACUGUAGUGAAAAGCCAAACGAAAAAACAGGCUAUGAUUAUAUUUAUGACGGGUUUACCAAAUCACUUAUAUAUAGUACUGAAAGCAAGAAGUCCUAAGUCUUUAGAGGAGUGUAUACAAAUGACUCUUGAUAUCGAAUAUAAUUCUAGGAUGAGUAUAGAAAAUUUACAGAAUAAUGCGGAAAGUCAAAGUUUUAGUAAAAACGAAAAUCAGGGUGUAAAUGGGAAUACAAAACAACAGAAUAAUAAUGGUAAAAUUAAUACAUUUUACCGCGGUAAUAAUGGUCAUAUGAAUCAAAAGGUAGAAAUAAUAAUUUUAAUAAUCGAAAUGGUUAUAAUGACGGAUAUAAUAAAUUCAAUAAAAAUGUUAAUCGCGGAGGAUACAGUAAUUUUAAUAAUAAUAAUCGUAACGGAUACAGUAAUUUUGAUAGUAAUAAUCGUAACGGAUACAGUAAUCGUACAGGAUACAGUAAUUCCAAUAAUCGCGGCGGAUAUAGUAACAAUUAUAGACAAAAUUAUAACGAAAAUAAUAAUCAGCGAAAUAAUUUUGGUAAUCAGAAUAGAAGUAACACUGGAUGUUACACGUGUGGGAAAACAAACCAUAUCGCAAGAGAGUGCUGGCAAACGAACGGUCGACCAGGCGGAAACGACCGAGCAAAUACACAUAACACCAGUCGUGAUAAUGGUGCGCGUAAUUCUGGAGGUGGUAAUAGUAGUAGAAACAAUACGGGUGUUCAGAAUUUGCAUUGUAGUUAUUGUAAUAAAAUAGGACA
This is a messenger RNA of Metopolophium dirhodum (rose-grain aphid), 3593 nucleotides long. RefSeq lists its product as uncharacterized. The record is from RefSeq and is a predicted model, not a curated record. Lineage: Eukaryota; Metazoa; Arthropoda; Insecta; Hemiptera; Aphididae.